AUGUAGAAUUAGGAUAAAUAAAAAGUUAUUGAAACAGGUACAAGCAAAGUGGCUGCAAGAUUCCCAUUUACAGUAUUUUUAGAACAAGGAAUUGAAUACUAUUAUUGCACAUGUGGUCUUGGAUCUACUCAGCCUUUUUGUGAUGGGUAGUGUGAGGGAACAGGAUUUGAGCCUGUCAAAAUAAUUCCAAAAAGAAGUGGAAAUGCUUUACUCUGUGGUUGUAAGAGAUAAUGUGAUCCGAAAAAUCCGAAUUGCGAUGGAAGUCAUUCAGUAGUUAAUUUGGAUUGGUGA
This is a messenger RNA of Paramecium tetraurelia, 291 nucleotides long. RefSeq lists its product as uncharacterized. The record is from RefSeq and is a predicted model, not a curated record. Lineage: Eukaryota; Ciliophora; Oligohymenophorea; Peniculida; Parameciidae. The transcript has 3 exons. Gene Ontology annotation, cellular component: intracellular membrane-bounded organelle. Gene Ontology annotation, molecular function: 2 iron, 2 sulfur cluster binding.